Oikopleura dioica is the source of this 2049-nucleotide messenger RNA. NCBI's taxonomy places the organism in Eukaryota, Metazoa, Chordata, Appendicularia, Copelata, Oikopleuridae. The record is from the annotation of a GenBank genome assembly.
AUGGCCACCGUUUCCAGAUGGGACAUCUCAGAUUGCCCUUUCCAACCGAUAAUAGCAGAAACCACGCGAUCCAAGCAAGUCGUUUCUCGAUCCUGGCCAUCAGGAUUCGGGACUGUUUGGGCCUGCGACUAUUCAAUCAUAAGUCCUGAUAAUACGAAGAAGAUUCUCAUCGAGUUUCAGGAAAUUCUGCUUAUUGGAAAACAAAAUCCAGAGGAGGGCGAGGGUGAUCCAGAGUGCACCUAUCAUCGUCUCAACAUCAUCGACGAAAAAACCAAGCGGGACACUGGUUACUACUGCGGAACAGAUACACCUCCAUCAUUUUUAUCCGACAGCAACAAGAUCAUCGUCCGUUUCAAUUCCACCGACACUCCAGUUGGCUUCUACUCGAAGGGUUAUGCUUUCACCUUCAAAGCAGUCGCAGACACGUACACUCUCAAGCCGAAAAUCGACCCAACUCAGCUUCAGCAGCAAAAUAUGGCAAUGCUCUAUCCUGAGAUAUUUGGAUACGGUUCUCAACAAAGAUUUCCGAUUCAAAACAUUCAGGCUCAACCAGCUCAAGUUAUCCCUCAAUACGGUCAAAUAGCUCAACCUGGUCUUAUUGCUCAACAACCUCAAUUUGGAAUGGGUAGAAAUCCUGACGUGGAGUACCUCGAUCCUCCACCCCAGUACGACAAUCCCUUCGCCAUCAAUGAUUAUGAAUACGACUAUGGCCAGCGAGAAUAUGGAGGAUAUGUUGUUUCUAGCCGUGGUGUUGUGCCUAAGCAGCAAGAAGUUCAACGAAAACGACGGCCAAAGAGAAUUCAAUCGAGACCUCUAGGAACACCCGAACCACCCGCAGGAAUGGGUUCCUUCCUUUUUGGCGGUUCCGAAAACGUUCUCGACGCCGAGCCAGAGCAAAAAGCCUGGCUGCCCUUUGGCGGUCGGGAGGAGCCUGAAUGGACCGGUGAUGAUGACAAAUCGACUGACUUGGGUUUCAAAGAGAUGUGGUCGGCGAAUGCGGUUAGGAGACCAAGUUUUAUGACUCUUGGCAUUUCCGAUGGAGAGCAGCCCUACGUUGACCCUAAAGUUGAGCAAAUCUUUCGAGCCGAGCUUGGCGAGGUCAACGAUGCCUCCAACACUGUAGCGGUCAAAAAAUUCCUUGGCGAAGAUCUCUUUGAUGCAUAUUCCGGCCUUGUCGAUCUCCUCGGCGUUGCUGCUGCAGAUCCGAUGAAGAUUGUCCUCAUUAUUGGCCUGAUCGCUGGAGUUAUUAUUCUUAUCUGCUGCGGCUGCACCGUCCAUUGUUGUCUUCGAUGCCGCUCAAGAAAGAUCGACAACGAAGCAGCCUUAGCACUGGAGAAUCUCAAACGAUCGAAACAACAGGCAGCGCAGCUCAGAGCUCAAAAGUCUCAAAACUUCGAAACGCUAACUCACAUCUCUUGCCAAAGCCGCUGUAACUCGAUGAAAACCUACGAGUUGCCUGACUACGAUGAUGAUCCACCAUCAUACUGUCCCGAUCCAAAUCAACGAACUGUCCCGAUCCGAGCUUCUGGAGAAGCCCGUGAAAUUUUAGCGAAGACUAUUUCUUCGGAAUCAAGGAAGAGUCACUUACCUGUUUUCAAAAAUGAAGCUUCGCCAGUUUUGACAAAGACGAAAUUUAUUUCGACCGAGUCAAACAAACGUCCUGCUCCACCAGUGCCACUAGAACCAGCACAGGUGGAUACGUCAGUCAAGCCCGAGGACACGACCACGAUCGGUGCAGACCACACAAUCUCCGUCGUCACUCUGUCCGAAAUCAACUCCGAAAGUUUGAAAAGCUCGAGUCCAGAAAACUCGGAAGCGGAUGACACGGUGAAAUCCAUGAGUGAAGCAACAAUAACCAACGUUUCAAAAUUGCGAGAAAAGAUCGUCUCGGCCGGCGCGAGCAUGUCGACCAUUGUCACGCAGAAGUCGCUGAAGAUUGUGGACGAAAUUGAAAAAUUAGAAAAGCAACGAAAAGUGGACAAGAAAGAUCAGUCCGUCGUCAACAGAAUAGAUCAGCUUCAGAAAGAGCUGUUGACAUUCAUGGAGUAA